AUGAUGGGCUUAAAUUACCAGUCGAUGAAAGUAGCGCACGAGGCCAGGGAAGCGGAGGAGCAGAGGACAGACUUGAGGAGGAAGAGUCUUCUAGUCCUCAUAUACCAUCACCUCAUGGGACAAGGAUACAUGGAAGCUGCCCUGGCUCUCGACCAAGAGACAAACUUGGGCCUGAGGAGGUUUGAGGUGUGUGACAACAUCGACCUGGAGAUGGUGCUGAUGGAGUACGAGAGCUACCACUACGUUAAAUACCAGAAGUAUCCCAAACUCAUCAGGAAGGUCACAGAAGCAGGUGAAAACAGAUGUGGAAAGCCUUCUAGUGUUAAAAGGAAUACCUGCUCAGUACCAAAGCCUCUGCCUAAAAUCACGUCUUCUCAACAUCCAAGCUCAGGGAAGAAAACCGCAGCCAGUGCACAGCCAAAUAUGGAGCUCGGACUCAUCAUGCUGUCUGUAGAGCAGGACCGGCCCCUCAUGUGUGACCCUGUCCAGGCCGGUGUCUCAGAGCGAGGAGGAGGUUAUCCAUCAGCACUCUCACUCCACCUCUGCUCUGCUAGCAAAGGCAUCAGUGACACAGAACAAAUGAUGUCACGGGAACGUUUGCUGAAGCCUCUAAAUGGAUUCUCUGGGAUAACUGAAGAAAUGAGGGAACUGGCUACCAUCAUCAGUAGGGACAUCUAUUUGCACAGCCCGAACGUGCGCUGGGAGGACAUCAUCGGCCUGGAAGACGCUAAGCGAUUAGUCAAAGAGGCCGUCGUCUACCCCAUUAAGUACCCCCAGUUAUUUACCGGGAUAUUGUCACCAUGGAAAAGCUUACUGCUUUAUGGGCCUCCAGGUACAGGGAAGACUAUGCUGGCCAAGGCUGUAGCUACAGAGUGCAAGACCACCUUUUUCAACAUCUCUGCCUCCAGCAUCAUCAGCAAGUGGAGAGGAGACUCGGAGAAACUAGUCCGGGUAUUGUUUGAUCUAGCCAGGUAUCACGCUCCAUCCACAAUCUUUCUGGAUGAACUGGAGUCAGUGAUGGGUCAAAGAGGGUCCACUAUGGGAGGGGAGCAUGAGAGCAAUCGCAGGAUGAAGGCUGAGCUCCUGGUUCAGAUGGAUGGACUGGCCAGAUCAGACGACUUGGUGUUUGUGCUAGCCGCCUCCAACCUGCCAUGGGAGCUGGACCAUGCGAUGUUGAGGAGGCUGGAGAAGAGGAUCCUGGUGGGCUUCCCCUCAUCCCUGGCUCGACAGGCCAUGGUCUCACACUGGCUGCCUCCAUUCCGCUCCACCGAGGGAGGGGUAGAACUGCGCACUCAGCUGGACUAUCAGACUCUCGCCAAGGAGAUGGAGGGUUACUCUGGCUCGGACAUUGCAUUGGUUUGUAAGGAGGCCUCCAUGAGACCUGUGCGGAAGAUCUUUGAUGCUCUUGAAUCAAUUCACAAUGGUGAUACAGACACUCCUGCCAUCUGCUUAGACACUGUGACCACGGCUGAUUUCAUGGAAGUACUCGCCCACAUCAAGCCCUCAGCCAGGAGCCUUAUGGACAGAUAUACGGCCUGGGAAAAGGAAUACAAGUCUGUGUAG
Periophthalmus magnuspinnatus is the source of this 1563-nucleotide messenger RNA. It is a transcript of the gene katnal2, whose product is annotated as katanin p60 subunit A-like 2. The record is from RefSeq and is a predicted model, not a curated record. The coding region runs from base 1 to 1563 and encodes 520 amino acids. Gene Ontology annotation, molecular function: ATP binding; ATP hydrolysis activity; protein binding. The transcript has 16 exons. Lineage: Eukaryota; Metazoa; Chordata; Actinopteri; Gobiiformes; Gobiidae.